Messenger RNA from Chlorella variabilis, 1305 nucleotides. RefSeq lists its product as hypothetical. Bases 1 to 1305 code for a protein of 434 amino acids. The transcript is spliced from 8 exons. NCBI's taxonomy places the organism in Eukaryota, Viridiplantae, Chlorophyta, Trebouxiophyceae, Chlorellales, Chlorellaceae. The record is from RefSeq and is a predicted model, not a curated record.
AUGCAAGGCCCAGUCGAAGGCCCCAGCAGCAACGGCGGCGGCAGCAGCAGCAGCAGCAGCAGCAUCAGAGGCAGUGGCGAUGGCGGCGGCCCCCUGGCUGCUGUGCGCGCCUUCUUCCUUCCCACCGGCUGGCCUCAUUCCGUAACGCCCGAUUACCUGCGGUACCAGCUGGCCUCGGUACCGGCACACAUCACCGGCUGGAUGUCCCACAGCCUGGCCACAAGUAGCAUGAUCACUGCACUCGGGGUGGAUGCCGGGCCCGCCACCAUCGCCGCCACCUCUGCCGCAGUCAAGUGGCUGACCAAGGAUGGGCUGGGGGCCGCAGGGAGGCUCAUCGUGGGCGGCAGGCUGUCCUCAGUGUUUGACGAGGACCCCAAGCGCUGGCGCAUGGUGGCCGAGGGGGUGACCACCGUGGGGCUGGCCAUGGAGAUCGCCACCCAGAUCUACCCAGGCGGGCUGCGCAGCAAGUUCCGCGUGGUGUCGGUGGUGUGGUCCUAUUUCAUUGCCCUGGCAGGCACCGGGACGCUCUGCAAGUCGAUGGCCAAAGGCAUGGGCACGCCGUGCUUCAGGAUCAUCCAGACGCACUUCUCGGCCACUAACAAUGUGGGCGAUGUAGCGGCCAAGGAAGAGGUGUGGGAGGUCGCCGCACAGCUGCUAGGUCUGGCUGCCAGCGUGGUGGCGCUGCAGGCGCUGGAGGCGGCGGGAUCGCCUGACACUGUGGUGCCGAAGCGGGCUGCGCUGAUGGCAAGCAGCCAUGUGCGGACGGGGCUCGUGCCGAGCGUGGAGCAAGUCAACCUGAGCGAGCAGGUGCUGCUGCCGCCCACCAUGUGCCAGCCCAGCGUCCACUACGGGUGCACCCUUGACCAGGCGCUGGGCAGCGGCGGCGGAGGCUUUGGUGGCGGUGCAGCCAGCGGUGGCAGGGGCCAGCAGCUGGCUGAGCUGGUACGGCUGUACGAUGGGGAGCAGUACAUGCUGACCUGGCACAGAGGUGCCGCCUGGGUGCUGGUCCUGGAGGGCGCGCAGCGGGCAGACCUGCUGCGGGCCAUGUGGCAGGCGGCCUGGCUGGAGGAGCACCACCAGCAGCAGGGAGAAGGGCUGGAGCAGCAGCAGGGAGAAGGGCCAGCGCCCAGCGACGGUAGCGGCGGCAGCGUUGGCAGCGUGGUGCCGGCAGCGGAGGUGCUGGCGGCCAGCCUGGCGGCCAUGCAGCAGCAGUGGCCCGACUUUUUGCAGCAGGCGCAAGAGCAGGGGUGGCUGCUGGACAAGACAGUGCUGCCGCAGGGCACGGCAAGGCUUCGAGUUGAGUGA